CAGGAGUUUCCCACAAUGCAGCGCGGCGCGCUGUCCCCGGUGCUGAUGCUCAGCGCUUCCCCGGAGCCUCCACCGCGCCCGCCUCCCGCCCUUUCCCCGCCGGGCCCCGGCUCAGCGCCUCGCCAUGGCUCUGCUCGGUCGGGUCCUGCCCCAGAGCCGUCUGGGGGCCUGGCUGCGGCGCUCGACAGCAGCCUGCGGGCUGCCGUGGCGUUCAAGGCGGAGGGUCAGCGUUGCUACCGAGAGAAGAAGUUCCGAGAAGCCAUUGGCAAGUACCACCGGGCACUGCUGCAGCUGAAGGCGGCUCAAGGGGCCCGCCCUGGCGGUCUGCCCACCCCCUCCCCGGGACCCACCACCAGCCCGGGGCCCGCCCGCCUCAGCGAGGAGCAGCGGCGCCUGGUGGAGAACACAGAGGUUGAAUGUUACGACUCCCUCACUGCUUGCCUCCUGCAGUCGGAGCUGGUGAACUAUGAGCGGGUGCGUGAGUACUGUCUCAAGGUGCUGGAGAAACAGCAGGGCAACUUCAAGGCCACCUAUCGUGCCGGCAUUGCCUUCUACCACUUGGGUGAUUAUGCACGUGCGCUGCGCUACCUACAGGAGGCCCGCAGCCGAGAGCCCACAGACACCAAUGUUCUCCGCUACAUCCAGCUGACUCAGCUGAAGAUGAACCGUUGCAGCCUCCAGAGGGAAGACAGUGAUGGUGGCACUGGAGGCCCAGCUCGGAAAGUCGUGGGCUGAGGCCAAGGGGCAGCCUCUACCUUAGUCCCUCCAACCUCACCAGGCACCUUCCCCCGACUCAUUCAUUUACUGGUAAAGCACCUGCCACUGGCGCCUCCUUUGUGUGGUCUUAUUGUGGGGCUGAGGAGCAGAUCUAUACCUAGCAGUCACUUCCUCAGGAAUCCAGAGGCGCGGGGAGGAAAUGUAGGGUUUAAGGGUGUCCCACUGUGGGGUAAAUCAGCAUCAGGGCCCAGGUAGGGGAAGCACACAGCCAAGCUUGGUAGGGGGCAGGGGUUACCUUUAAUGCUGCGUUUUGUGCCAGAUCCCCCACAAUGUCCUGUCCCUGAGUAUCCCUGCCCACCC
Molecule: messenger RNA, 1077 nt
Organism: Mus pahari (shrew mouse)
Lineage: Eukaryota; Metazoa; Chordata; Mammalia; Rodentia; Muridae
Gene: Ttc9b
Product: tetratricopeptide repeat domain 9B
Exons: 4
Coding region: 16-735 (239 amino acids)
Molecular function (GO): protein binding
Source: RefSeq, a predicted model, not a curated record